Messenger RNA from Urocitellus parryii (Arctic ground squirrel), 1629 nucleotides. It is a transcript of the gene Tmem116, whose product is annotated as transmembrane protein 116. The record is from RefSeq and is a predicted model, not a curated record. Gene Ontology annotation, cellular component: plasma membrane. Gene Ontology annotation, biological process: adenylate cyclase-activating G protein-coupled receptor signaling pathway. Gene Ontology annotation, molecular function: G protein-coupled receptor activity. Lineage: Eukaryota; Metazoa; Chordata; Mammalia; Rodentia; Sciuridae.
GUUUGACAAAUAUCUCUCCAUCUAUGUCCUGGGCUCCAGGUUGAAAAAUUUUGCAGUCCACCUAGUUUCUCACUGCAGUUAUGCCCGGUUCUGGUUUUGCCCAUGGAAUUCAGCGCAGAGAUGAAGAGACAGGGUUGUGUGCUGAGGAAUCAUAAUAUAACCAGUACCUGGUCCUUGGCACGAAGUAAGACUAUCAUAAUUGAGAAAGCACAGUGAGACAGUGUAGCGAGGUCUCAUCAUUUUAUGUUAUCUGGGCAUCCAUGUUGAACGUGAAUGUCGUUUUCUGGUCCCAGAAGCGGAGGAAACCUGUUUGGAUACCUUGGCCCCGCAAAUGGUAUUAAUCCACAGACGGCACCCUCUCUCCCUGCAUAUUUCCUGACCAUGGUGUAUGUGGUCUCCAGGCCUGUGGUGUAUUCCCCAGAACGUGUUUUUUCUGCAAUACAAUGGAUACAAUUUAUUAUGGCAACUGUGAGUAUUAUAGGUUCAAGUUCACUUAUUUCCUAUGCUGUAUUCAAGAAUACGCCGAAAUCUCCAGAGAUAAGGCCACUUUUUUGUCUGAGCUUCUCUGACCUGCUCCUGGGAAUUUGCUGGCUUACUGAGGCACUUCUCUAUGGAACUUUAAUAGCCAAUAAGGACAUUAUCUGCUAUAACUUGCAAGCACUUGGGCAGAUAUUCUACAUUUCCUCAUUUCUCUACACUGUCAAUUACAUCUGGUAUUUGUGCACAGAACUAAGGAUGAGACACAACCAGAGUGGACAGAACACAUCUCCACUGGUGACAGAUUCUACUUGCCGAGUUGGUCAAAUCACCUUCAUUUUUUCAAGCCUGAUACCUCUACUAUUGAUGACACCUGUGUUCUGUCUGGGCAACACCAGUGAAUGUUUCCACAACUUCAGUCAGAACAACAGGUGUAUCCUGAUGUUCUCACCACCAUCAGUCAUGGCUGAACUCCUGCCUUCUGCCAAUACAUCUGUCUGUAACAUACUUUAUUUUUAUAGCAUCACCAUUUUCUUGGCUAGCUUUUUGCUCAGCCUUCUAAUUAUUAUGGUCUUAUUCAUCCAAGCCCAAAACCUGUAUAAGAAGUUUGUGAAAUCACCUGGCUUUCUGGGGAACAAACAGCGAAUAGUGAUUCACAUUGUGGAACAGCGAGUGUGCUUCUACCCAGCCGUCUUCUUAUGCUGCUGUGGCCCAGCUGUCGUGCUGAUAAUCACAAAGCUGACUAAGCCCCAGGACACCGAGCUACACAUGGCCCUGUAUGUUCUCCAGGCUCUAACAGCAGCAUCCCAGGGUCUGCUCCACUUUGGAGUAUAUGGAUGGACACAGCACAAAUUCCACYAACUAAAGCAAGAGGCUCAAUGUGAUGUGGAUACCCAGACACCAUUAUUAUGCUCACAGAAGAGAGUCUAUAACAGGGGCCUGGAUCCAUUAGGGUCUACUGUUACUUUUGCUACGAGCUCCUCCACCAUUCUUUGAAAUUACAAUUACUAGGAUACUCAGGAACUGGAAUUAUUUUACAUUAAUGGAUUGUGAAGAAUGUCAGGUAACCAUAUCCUACACCAGCUUCCUUAACAAGACCCCCUAAAACUCAAGAAAUAAAAUAAAAAAUAAGUGGGAUGGCUUCAAAUAAAG